AUGGCAACAGCCUUGUCCACAACCACUCUGCUUUCAUGGAGAAGAAACCCACAGCACGUGUAUAUCCAACCAUCUUCAAUUAGAAAUGAAAUUUCAAGAACCGCACCUGCUUCAGUCUCAAAAGACAGUUUUCCAAUCAAUGAAGAGAGUGAUCGAUGUACAAGAUCUUUGUUGGUGAACAGAAGAACAGUUUUGGGUUCUGGAAUUUCCUUGUUGGGUUUUCCAGGAGUUAGUUUAGCUGUGGUUAAACAAGGUCUUCUAGCAGGGAGAAUUCCUGGUCUGUCUGAGCCAGAUAAAGAAGGUUGGAGGACAUAUCGUAGGCCAGAUGAGAAGUCAGGAGGACAUGGUGUUGGAUGGAGUCCUAUUAUUCCAUACACCUUUUCGGUGCCUCAAGAAUGGGAAGAGGUACCCGUAUCAAUCGCGGAUCUUGGUGGCACAGAGAUAGAUUUGAGAUUUGUCAACCCUAAGGAAGGACGUCUGUUUGUUAUAGUUGCUCCUGUUCUUAGAUUUUCCGAUGAUCUUGGUGAUAAUGCUACAAUAGAAAAAAUUGGACCUCCAGACAAAGUGAUCAAUGCAUUUGGUCCAGAAAUGAUUGGAGAAAAUGUAGAAGGGAAGGUUCUUAGUUCCAGUGUAGCAGAGCAUGAAGGAAGAACGUACUAUCAGUUUGAGCUAGAGCCUCCUCAUAUUUUCAUUACCGCCACUGCUGCUGGCAACCGCCUUUACUUGUUUGGUGUAACCGGUAACGGGCUUCAGUGGAAGAGACACUACAAUGAUUUGAAGAAGAUAUUUGAAUCUUUUCGAGUUGUAUAA
This is a messenger RNA of Vicia faba (fava bean), 810 nucleotides long. The record is from the annotation of a GenBank genome assembly. Lineage: Eukaryota; Viridiplantae; Streptophyta; Magnoliopsida; Fabales; Fabaceae.